AUGGUUGAAGCUUCGAUUGCCAAGCAGAACUAUUCGACUGAAUCGGAAAACGCACUAAACCAGCAGAUCCAAAUCGACCAGAUUGCCCAACAGCAAUACCUUUCGACUGCCGCGUAUUUCGAUCGCGAUGAUGUUGCUUUGCCUGGCCUCGUGAAGCAUUUUUUGGAAGAAGCGGAACACGAAGGGGAACGCGUUCAAAUGCUGAUUGACUACCAAAACACGCGUGGCGGUAUAGCUUUCAUUAAGGACGUUCCACAACCCAGCUCCGAGUAUGCGUCUGCUCGCAGUGCGGUGGAGGCGAGCCUUGCCCUCGAAAAGGACGUCAACAAGUCUCUAUUAAACCUUUCCUCGAUUGCCAUCAACUCGACUGAUCCCGAGUUCAAACACUGGCUCAAAAAAAACCAGCUUCGUAGCCGCGUCAAGUCUAUUGAAGCAGUCGCUAAGGGUAUCACUCAACUUGAACGUACACACGGUGAAGGAUUGGGUCUUUACAUGUACGACCAGGCCAUCUUGAAUAACGAUGGCGAGUUUACUAUCUAA
Molecule: messenger RNA, 540 nt
Organism: Zychaea mexicana
Lineage: Eukaryota; Fungi; Mucoromycota; Mucoromycetes; Mucorales; Lichtheimiaceae
Product: ferritin
Exons: 5
Coding region: 1-540 (179 amino acids)
Biological process (GO): intracellular iron ion homeostasis; iron ion transport
Cellular component (GO): cytoplasm
Molecular function (GO): ferric iron binding; ferrous iron binding
Source: RefSeq, a predicted model, not a curated record